This is a messenger RNA of Misgurnus anguillicaudatus (oriental weatherfish), 9121 nucleotides long. NCBI's taxonomy places the organism in Eukaryota, Metazoa, Chordata, Actinopteri, Cypriniformes, Cobitidae. The record is from RefSeq and is a predicted model, not a curated record.
UUUAUGUGUGACACUGUUUUCUCUGUUUUAGAAUACUGAUUCACGAGCUGUCAUUCCUGCAUUCAGAGCUUUACUGAUUUGACUACAAUUGCUGCACUUUCUACCUUGGUUCCUUGUGUUUUCGAUUUUUCUACAGAGAGCAGUUCAUAUAUAUUCUUUCAUCAAGGCUGUUACUUUUAUUGCACUUUUUCUGUGUUCUGCCUUCUUUUUCAUAAGGCAAUUUUUAGUUUAUAGAUAUAUAUAGUUAGAUAGAUUAGAUAUAGAUUAGGAGAUUAGAUAUAGAUUAGUUUAUAGAUAUCUUAUAGAUUUUUUGUGCUCUGUGUUUUACUUCCUAUAGAGGGCAUUACAUUUUUACUUGUAUUGUUCUUAAAAAACAUAUUGUUUAUUGUAUUGUACAAUUGCAUUUUACCAUUUAAAUUUAUACAUAUUCUCUUGCAUUGUUGUUAAACUGUUUUCUCUUCUUUAAGCUACUCUACAGGUUUUAUCUUUGCAGGCUCAACAGGAAACAUAUAUCAGGGAAAGAUGCCACGGAAAGGUAAGAGAUCUCAGGCUCAGAAGAUGCGUCGGAGAAAGGUGGACCUGGACUUUACCAGACUUUCCAGGACUAACAAGGUUGAACCGGCAAGCAUCCCUACUGGCGCAGCUCAUGUAUCUGACAGGCUACAUGUAGAAGGCUGUGAUAGUACACCCAUAAUUUUGUCUGUGCAGGCGUCCCAUUGCCAGGGGGAUAUAAGGUAUGGUGUUUUCUCAAGGAAUCAUCAGUGCACAUGUGUAGCAUUAAUAUUCUUGGCCAACCACAGUGAAGGUGUUCAGUUUGGGAUGUCUGAUCUUGAUAGAGUUUUAGAGGAGGGGGAUGCUUUGUACGUUGGUGUUAAAAUGCAGCUUAUGCAUGAACAAAGAUUUCUUCAGAACAAUCUGGCUGUGGAGGACGUACCACUAAACGUUUCAACAUUUACCCAAACAUACCGUGUGCAGAAGUCUGAACUCAACAUGGGAUACCUCAGAGCCAGAGGGAACUCUGGCACAGAAGAAUGGUUUAUUCCUCUUGCUGAAAGACUGCAGUGUCUUUCAACUACUGUUAGCCUCGCGUUGCUCAUUGUUUCUGUGGAAUGCAUCGCUCUGUUCAGAGACAGAUCUGGAAGAUAUGGAUUCUUUGAUUCACACUCAAGGACUGCUGAAGGUUUGCGCCAUCCUACUGGUGCUGGAACUGCUGUCAUGUUAACUUUUACCCACCUAAGUGACAUGAUAGACAGAAUUCUCAGGAUCUUUCAGGAUCACCCUGAUAAUGCCAGCUAUGAAUUUUUGCCUGUGUCAUUUGAAAUGGAGCAGCAAUCUGGCAAACAGUCAGCACCAUCAGCUUGUAUUGAAGUCUCACAAAUUAAUUUGCCUUCUCCAAAAUCAGGUAACAUUGUUGAAGCCCAAAGCUCAGAAAUUCUUGUUUUUAAUGAAGAUGAAAAGAAGCAUGUGAUGAAAACAAAUAAGCAACGAAGAAGAAAAGUAAAGAGGAAAUUAACUGCACACCAAAAACAACAAAUAGAAUGCAAGGACAAAACUGCAUCUCAAGAAGUCAGAAAAUUGAAAAAAAGGGAAUAUGAAAAAGAGAGAUAUGUUACCUGUUUAAAAUAUCGACUUCAGAGAAAGGAGGCUAUGAAGGAGCGUAUGAAGGAGCGAUAUAAUCAAGAUCCUCAAUUCAGGAAGAAAAUUCAACAUUAUAUGAUGAGAAGGUAUAACACAUGUGCUGUUACUCAGACAAAGAAGAAAGAGUACAUAGUGAGGAGGUACAGCAUGGAUACUGUCUUUAAGAGGAAGAUGAAAGAGUACAUGGUGAGGAGGUACAACGUGGAUACUGUUUUUCAGAGAAAGACGAAAGAGUACAUGAUGAGGAGGUACAACACGGAUACUGUUUUUCAGAGGAAGAUGAAGGAGUACAUGGUGAGGAGGUACAACAAGGAUACUAUCGUUCAGAAGAAGAUGAAAGAGUACAUGGUCAAGAGAUAUGCAGAUGACCCAGAGUUUAGAGCACGUCACAUCUUAAGAUGUACCUUGUUCAAAAGACAGAAAUGUGUCAGUGAUGUUGCAUACCAUGUUUAUCAUAAAUUGCAAUGUGCACUUCGAAUCAAAAGGAAAUAUAAACUUCACAUCAGUUCCAGACCGGAAACACCUCAGCCUGUGGUCAGCAAAGUAAUGCAAAGUGCCAUAAAUGCAUUCAGAUGUAACAUUCAGCAAGGCCCCACACAUGUCUGCACAGUCUGUCACAGAGCUAUGUUUCCAAAUCAAGUCAGAGUCUGUAACAGAAGUUGUUACAUUAAAAAUCCACAUAUUGUGGCAUCUUGCUUAACCGGGCAAUAUGUUCACAUUUGUGACAGUAGCUGCAGAGAUUCUUGUGUGGUUCCAGAACAAAGAAGAAAGGAAUGGAUUUGCCACACUUGUGAUAGCCAUCUGAAGAGAGGAAGCAUGUCUUCAAUUGCUGUGGCAAACAAACUUGAAUUGGCACACAUCCCUGCAGAAUUAAUGGAAUUAAAUGUGCUUGAACGUCAACUCAUUGCCAAAAUUGUACCGUUUGCAAAAAUUGUUGCACUGCCUAAAGGACAACAAAGAGCAGUGCAUGGGGCGGUUGUGUGUGUGCCGUCUGAGGUGGAAAAGACGGUAAAUUGUCUACCAAGAGGCAGUAAUGAGUCGCAACUCCUACAGGUGAAGCUUAAAAGACACGUCCAAUUUAAAGGAUACCAGCAUUUUCACACUGUGAAUAUGCACAACAUCAUUGCAGCUUUAUUAAAGCUAAAAGCGAUUCACUCCGAAUACAAGGAUAUCUCUAUUAGAGAAAAUUCAACAUUUGAAAGUCACCUUGAUGAAGAAAUUGACACAGAACAGCAACAAGACGUCAGUGUUUCUGAGGAGCAUAAGCAACAUGUGAGUGAAGAGGAACAGGAUGAACUUAGACCUGGCCUCACGCUGGACACAUGUAUGCAGCCACCAGACCUCGGCCAGGAGAUUUUAUCAUAUGGCGAGGGAAUAUUCAGCAUUGCACCUGCUCAAGGAAAGAAACCUGUUGGGUUUUUCAAAAUCCCAAAGCUGGAAUCCAUGGCGUUUCCCGUUCAGUUCCCUACUGGAGAAAACACAAUUGAUGAGGCAAGAGAAUUAGCAUUAUCUCCAAGUAUGUAUUUCAAUGCUAGAUUGCUCUCUGCCGACACACGUUUUGCUAGAGAUCAAAGUUACCUUUUCUUUGCACAGUUUGCAACAGAAACCCAUAUGGCCAGAAACAGCAUGACUGUUCAGUUGCGGAAAGGCAAACCAAUCACAAAAGAUGGCCGAAGAAUUUCGAAUAGGUUGCUUCAAGAUAACCGUGAAGUUGAAAGACUGGUGCGCAACAAAGACGCCACGCGGUUCAUGCAACCCCUUAGAGGCUCGCCAUCUUAUUGGGAGAAAACUCUAAGAGACCUACAAGCCAUGAUCCGGCAGUUGGGAACCCCCACAUUUUUUUGCACAUUCAGUGCAGCCGAAAUGCGAUGGCCUGAAGUAAUAACGGCAAUCAAGGCGCAGCAAGGUGAAGAGGUUGAUUUUUCAGAGCUUGACUGGAUGACAAAAUGUGAAAUCCUUCGAAGUAACCCUGUUACUGUCAUGCGGAUGUUUGAGAAACGAGUGGAUGCGCUAAUGACUCAACUGCUUUUGUCACCUGCCCAACCCAUUGGAAAGGUCAAGGAUUUCUUUUACAGAGUUGAGUUUCAAGCAAGAGGUAGCCCACAUAUACAUCUGCUUGCAUGGGUAGAAGAUGCACCUGAGUUUGAAAGCGAUUCUGAUGAAGUUGUUUGUGGCUUUAUUGACCGCUACAUAACAUGCAGGCUCCCUGAUUCCAUGGCUGAUCCUGAACUUCAUCAGAUUGUCACAGAGGUUCAACUUCACAGCAGGAAACACUCCAAGUCAUGCAAGAAAGGAAAUGUGUUGUGUAGGUUUGGGUUCCCUAAACUACCAAUGUCUGACACCACAAUAACUCGUCCGCGACCCCAACGACCUGAAGAAGAGGAAAACGAAGAGGAUAACCACCAAGACAGAAGAAAGUCACGAUCCGAUGCUGUUCAAAAAGCAAUGAGUGAUGCUAGGAUGAAACUCAAGCCAUUGUGGGAUUUGCUGAAUGAUCCCCAAGUCACCUUUGAAAACUUGUCUGAGCUACUGACAAAAUGUAACUUGUCCAUGGAGGAUUACAUGAAGUACACCACGGAGUUGUCCACAUCUAGUGUCAUUUUGAUCAAACGUGAUCCAAAGGAGGUUUGGGUUAAUGGAUACAAUCCGGAUUUGUUGAGAGCAUGGAAUGCUAACAUGGACAUUCAGUACAUACUUGACCCUUACAGCUGCAUCAUGUAUAUGCUGUCCUAUAUUUCCAAACCAGAGCAUGAAAUGAACGAGAUGCUGAAGAACGUAAUCAAAGCAGUGCGUGAAACAGAUGUGAACGAAGAGGAUGAAAUGAAGCACAUUAUGCAAGCCUAUUCGAAACAACGGCAAGUAAGCUCUCAGGAGUCUGUUGCACGAACAUGCAGCCUACCAAUGAAGAAGUGUUCGCGAAGUGUUGUGUUCGUACCAACCGACGAUGACGCUCUGAAGAUGAGUCUGCCCCUUAGUGUCCUAAUGAACAAAAAUCCAGAUUCAGAGGAUGUCUGGAUGUCAGGAAUAAUAGAUAAAUACAGAGCAAGGCCUCAAACACCGGAGUUUGAAAAGAUGUGUCUGGCAGACUUUGCUUCAAAUUACCGCAUUGUGUAUGGUCGGCAAACUAAAGGAAAGAAUGUGCAACGACUGCUCAACGAUAUGGGAUUUAUUCAGCAAAGAACUGUCGGUAAGGCUGCCGUUAUUCGAUACGCACGGUUUUCGGAGGAGAAACAACCGGAAAAGUUUUACGGAAGAUUAGUGAAACUUUAUGUGCCACAUCGUUUCAAUGCACAGCUGAAACCUCCAUCAUUUCCAACUUAUGAGCAGUUUUACAAGAGUGCAUUUGUAGAACUUCCUUCCCACCCUGGUCUCCGAAUGCCUGUAUGCGCAAUAGUGAAAACACACCAGGAGAAAUUCGAAAAACACAGUGAAGAAGUGGACAAAGCAAUUGAACAGUUGCAGCAGCAAGGCCCAUCUGAGAAUGCUUGGACAGCUUUUGCCCCUGAAGCUGAAGUGGAUAAUUUGGAGUGCAUUGCAGAACGAGAUGAUGUCAAUCCUGAUGAAGAGGAUAUGCAAGAUGAUGUGCCAGAAUACCAGAUUCUUCUUGAAGAUGGAGAUGGAGUCGUUCCUCAGAUAAAGGCACCACAGAUGAGUGUUGAAUUUGUCAGGAAGAUGUAUCAAAGUCUAAAUGAGACACAGGCAGCAAUAUUCUACAUUGUCUGUCAGUGGUGUCAGAAGCGCAUCUGGGGUCAUAAUCCGGAACAGUUUUUUUACUUUGUGUCAGGUGGUGCUGGUUGUGGAAAAUCACAUGUCAUUAAGUGCAUAUAUACGGAAGCAACCAAGAUCCUAAGACAACUGCCUCGACUUCAGGAGGAAGGGGAUCUCUCUAUGCCUACAGUGAUUUUGAGUGCAUUUACAGGAACAGCAGCAUUCAAUAUAUCUGGUAAAACACUGCAUUCCAUUUUAAAACUGCCAAGGAACUUAAAGCCACCUUAUCAAGGACUUGGGAAUGCUCUAGAUGAACUACGAGCAGAAUUAUGCAGUGUGGAGAUUCUCAUCAUUGAUGAAGUGUCCAUGAUUUCAAAGGAUCUUUUCGCCUAUGUAAACUGGAGACUUCAACAGAUCAGAGGCAGCAAGAAAGCAUUUGGAGGAAUCUCUGUUCUCGCUGUAGGAGACUUUUUCCAACUACCACCUCUUGGUAAAGCCAAACCGCUCUGUGUGUAUGAAGAUGAUGUUCUGGACUUCUGGAAGGACAGUUUUCAAAUAAUUACCCUUACAGAGAUCAUGCGUCAGAAGGAGGACCUUGCCUUUGCUGAGCUUUUAAACCGACUGCGAGUGAGGCAGAAGACUGAUGCUCUUAGAGAAGAAGACCGAGUUCUGUUACUCCAAGCUGUAAAGAACCCAGAAGACUGCCCUCAUGAUGCUCUGCACAUAUUUGCAACCAACAAGGAAGUUCACAUGCACAAUACUAAAACAAUACAGGCUAUUCACACUGGCAUCAUAACCAUUGAUGCCGAAGACUACAGGAAAGACCCAAGAACAGGAGUGAUGAAAAGACAAAAGAAACCUGUCACUGGAAAGAAGGAUGACUUGCUGGAUUCUAUACAAGUUGCAGUGGGAGCUCGUAUAAUGGUGACAAGGAAUCUGGAUGUUGAAGAUGGAAUUGUAAAUGGAUGUUUUGGUCAGAUUGUUAACAUUGUCACUAAAACAAGAGAUGGAAUCGCCACUGUACACAUGCUAGGACUUCAGCUCGACAAUCCAAAUGCAGGUCUGAAACACCGCAGAAGAGUGCAAGGUGAAGACGACAACUCUGUGUAUAUUGAGAGAUCUGAAGAAAGUCUGAGAAAAGGAACAGUUCGUCGUCAAUUUCCCAUCAAGCUCGCUUAUGCCUGCACAGCUCAUCAAAGUUCAAGGAAUGACUAUGCAGUCUGCCGUAGUGUCAUUGAAAAAGAUUUUUGAACCUGGAAUGGCCUACGUUGCUCUCAGCAGAACAACUUCACUUUUUGGAUUACAUAUUACAGACUUCGUUGAAAAGAAGAUUUAUGCUGAUCCUGAAAUCACAGCAUCAUUGCAGAACAUGAGCAAAGUGACAUUCAAAGGAAUCAUGCCACUUUUGCAACACAUAAGGGAAAUCAACCAGGACCAAACACUUAAAAUAGUUCACCACAACACGGAAGGACUGUCAUCUCACAUCGAGGAUAUCAGAUGCCAUCAUGAGCUACUUUUAUCGGAUAUUCUUUGCAUAACGGAAAGUCACUUGUCUGGCUCAUGUAUUCCACAACAUCUCCAGUUGGAAGGAUACAAGAUGUUUGCACGGAAUAGACAUGUCUCCUACUCAAUGCAUGCAGAAAUGGCAAAGAAAGACGGUGGUGGAGUUGCAAUAUUUUGCAAAGAAGAUAUUCAAGCUCAGUCCAGACAGUACAUCCAAAGUGUCACAGACCUGGAGUUUGUUGUCAUCAAAAUCGACACCCCAAUGUGUGCAACAAUUGCUGCAGUGUACAGGCCACCAAACUACAGUCUUGAAAAAUUCUUGCCGAAUUUAAGGGGCCUACUUGAUUAUCUGGACAUCGUAGACAAACAUCCUGUAAUCAUCAGUGGAGACUUUAAUGAGGACCUCUUAUCUGCUGGAAGAAAGGCUAUUCUGGAGAUGUUUCAAUCCAGGGGAUAUACACAGCUAAUCACAUCAGCUACAACUGAGAAGCACACACUACUGGAUCACAUAUACAUCUCACAUCCGGACUUGUGUCUUCAGUCGGGUGUGUUACAGACCUAUUACAGUUACCACAAUCCUGUGUACUGUAUAUUGCGAAAAUGACAUUCUGUGGUUGGCCAAUAUUGUCAUGUUUUUUGCCAUACGGAAUCCUGGGCAUCGACUACACAUUAACUUUCUUCAGGCUCUGUGGUGCUGGACGUGCAUAAUGUGGUGGUUAUGAUUGUGGUGUUUCGACAGAUGGAAUGAUGGGCAAUAAGUAUUAAAAGUUGCAAUAGGGCUCUGACAGCCUUAGCCAAUGGGUUGACUCGAAUGGUUGUGCACUAAUUGUUGUGUUGUUAUGCCAUACGAAACCGGGGGCCACUGAACCUGCAUUAACGACGACAGUGGGGGCUCACUGACAGCCUUAGCCAACGGGUUGGUGCGUAUGGUCGCAUUGUUUUGUUGUCUUGCGUUGUGUUGACAUGCCAUACAAAACCGGGGGCCACUGAACCUGCAUUAACGACGACAGUGGGGGCUCACUGACAGCCUUAGCCAACGGGUUGGUGCGUAUGGUUGCAUUGUUUUGUUGUCUUGCGUUGUGUUGACAUGCCAUACAAAACCGGGGGCCACUGAACCUGCAUUAACGACGACAGUGGGGGCUCACUGACAGCCUUAGCCAACGGGUUGGUGCGUAUGGUCGUGUUGUUUUGUUGUCUUGCAUUGUGUUAUCAUGCCAUACGAAACCGGGGGCCACUGAACCUGCAUUAACGACGACAGUGGGGGCUCACUGACAGCCUUAGCCAACGGGUUGGUGCGUAUGGUCGUGUUGCAAUGAGAUUGUGGCAUCUAUGGUCAUUUAACAGUGUUAUGGCAGUGAGUUACAAAGCAGGUACAGCAGCAGGAAGGACGAAGGAGUAAUGUGGGAGCACGAGGGAGGACACUAGGAAGUAAAGGCGGCGGCAGCAGCAGCAGCAUACAGGAUGCAGUGAGGAUUAGUGUGGCAACUCCAAGGAGGACACAGACAGUGAGGGCAACAGCGGCAUUGCAGGAAGAAUUUUGAGACGAUAGCAGUCCUAUCCAACAAUGGAUAUGAGUGUUCAAUAUACCAUCUAAAGCUAAGUGUUUUAAGAACUUGCUUCAGUCACUGUACUACUGCACAUUGUAACUACUUUUGGAGGAAUAUUUUAAGCUAAUUCUGAUUUUGAUGUUUUUCAGGAAGCGCCAGGUCAGAAUGUCUGAGAAGAUCAAGUGUGCUACAACACCGAUAAUGACAAGCUGGGUACAUUGGAAAGCUGGAUUUCUUUAAAUAAUGUGACCAAACCCAUUUGGCAUUUAGGACAAUACUGAAGACUAAAGAAUCAAAUGAAGAACCACAUUGAAGCAGUAGAGAGUGUCCAGCCUGUAUGCAAUGUCAGAUCCAGCGGAGAGAUGUCGGGAGCUGCUUCACUACACCACUCAUUGCAUUAAUUAAUUUCAUUUUAUUUAAAAUUUAGUUUUAUCAUAUUAAAUAAUUGGUUUCUAUAUAUAGAUAUUAAAAUAUAAAAUAUUAGUUUAAUAUAAUAAUUGGUUUCAAUAUAUAGAUAUAGAUAUAUAGAUAUUAAAAUAUAAAAUAUUAGUUUAAUAUAAUAAUUGGUUUCAAUAUAUAGAUGUAAAUAUAUAGAUAUUAAAAUAUAAAAUAUUAGUUUAAUAUAAUAAUUGGUUUCAAUAUAUAGAUAUUAAAAUAUAAAAUAUGAGUUUAAUAUAAUAAUUAGUAUCAAUAUAUAGAUAUAUAGAUUUUAAAAUAUAAAGUAU